AUGGAAGUUGCCGGCCUUGCCAUCGGUACUGUUGCGCUUGUUGGUGUUUUCGGAGACUGUGUGGAGCUCUUAUCAUAUAUCGGAGCAGCAAAGUCAAUGGGCCAAGAUUACGCCGUGCUAGCAACGAGGCUCGACAUCCAGAGAGUUCUUCUGCACCAGUGGGCGAACAGGCUGAACCUUUUAGAUUCCGAGCACUAUGACAAGCGACUUGAUGACCCUCACAUUGGGCCUCUCAUCUCUCAAGGUCUUGAUUGCAUCCGUCAGCUGCUACAAGACAGCCACAAACUCGAGCAACGAUACGGUAUUAGACCAGCCAAGAUUCAUGAAUCAAUAGAACCUCCGACAGACCUCAGUAUUCGGCUGAAGUCGCAAUUUAGUCAAAUGGCACGCAAACUUCGAUCUCUUAAUGACGUUCAGUCAGUCCACCUAUACCAAAGUGAACAACCCGAUCAAUUACCAAACAAACGCCGCAAGACUCAACAUGUUGCUGUCGACAAGGUCAGAUGGAUUAUCAGAGAUAAAGAACAGUUUGAAGGCCUCAUCCAGAGCUUAUCCGAGCUAAUCGCCGACAUCAACGCAAUCAUACCUCCACAAAGUGGGAAGUCCACCGAUGUCGCACUGCAGCACGAAGUAACCAAUUUGAGUUCUGUCAGUGAGCUGAGACUUAUCAAGAGUGCUUUGCCAAACGAAGACAUCAACAUCACUUGCGGGGUAGACACGGCCAUCGAUCGGGAAUGUGCCAAAUUAGUUCUCGCCCGCCUCUGGUUUCGCCUAAUUGAUGACAGAAAAGACAGUGUUUCUGAAGCACAUUCCGAAACUUUUAAGUGGGCAAUCGAGCCUCCUAAUCCUGGAAGUAAUUGGAGUGACUUGGGCCAAUGGCUACGAUCUGGAGCUGGUAUAUACUGGAUCUCUGGUAAACCUGGAAGCGGAAAAUCCACAUUGAUGAAAUACCUCUGUGAACAUUCCGAAGCCCCAGAACUACUGCAAAAAUGGGCAGGGAAUCAAAAAUUGACCAUGGCUAACUUUUUUCUCUGGAACGUUGGAACUUCCGAGCAAAAUACCCUUGAUGGUCUGGCCAGAGGUCUUUUGUACCAUGUCCUGAAGAAAAAUGAGUCACUUAUUCCGUUUGUUCUUCCGAACAUGUGGCAGGAGGCUCAAAGUGGUGUCAAGGACUUGAAGCUCCCUUCAAGCACUGAACUAAACCAGGCCUUCCAGCAACUUGGCAAAGCAUCGACACAAGGGGCAUUCGCUUUCUUCAUUGACGGUAUCGACGAGUUUAAAGGCAACCAUCGAGCAGGAAUAUCAUUUAUCCAGAAACUCGCGACCAGCACGCAUAUAAAAAUUCUGCUUUCAAGCCGACCUAUCGACACAUGUGUUGCAGCCUUCCGCACAAGACCUCAACUGAGACUACAGGAUCUUACGAAGCGAGAUAUCGAAAAAUACGUCAACGACACAAUUCGGUCUUAUCUUUGCCGAGAUGGCGACAGCUAUCUUGAUGAAGUUAACGUUAAAGAACUGACUGUAACUCUACAAGAAAAAGCGGAGGGUGUAUUUCUCUGGGUCGUGCUUGCUUGUCGCACACUACUGGACCGCUUUGACGCAUAUGAUUCUGCAGAGGAGAUCCAACGGGCAGUUGACCGGCUACCACCAGAACUCGAGGACCUUUUCCGCAGUAUAAUCGAGGAUAUACCACAGGGGGUCCGGCAGCAAGCAUCGAAACUGCUACGUGUCUGUUAUUCCCGAAGUUUACAACUAUCCUUAGACUACACAAUUCCGGCCUUUGCACUGGCUUGGGCAGACGAAAAUGGCAUGUCUUUGAAUAAGAUGAAGCAACUCACUCGAUACUCACCUAAUGAGAUGAAGCAGAAGUCUUCAAUGCUAGAAGGCCGUCUUCGUAGUAGGUGCAGAGGGUUAUUGGAAGUACAUGGCGAUAUUUCCGACAGUCACCUAACGGAUCCUCAUGAUAACGACUGGCCUUCUGUCGACUUCAUGCACAGAACGGUAUUCGAAUUUCUUAAAAAUACAGAUGCUUUGGAACUGGACUGUUUAAAGAUCGAUGAUGACCAGUUCGACCCGACUGCUGUCUUGGCAUGUAUGUAUUGGUAUGCCCUGUUCCUUGAGACCGAACCCAUA
Bipolaris oryzae ATCC 44560 is the source of this 2133-nucleotide messenger RNA. RefSeq lists its product as uncharacterized. NCBI's taxonomy places the organism in Eukaryota, Fungi, Ascomycota, Dothideomycetes, Pleosporales, Pleosporaceae. The transcript has a single exon. The annotation marks the transcript as partial. The record is from RefSeq and is a predicted model, not a curated record.